AACAGAAAUGUUCCUCCUAUAUAGAGCAUAAGAAGUGUGGUAGUUAUACCCAAAAUCUUUUUUUCCCAUAACUCACCCUGCAUUUUGCAGGGAGGGCUAGGGCAAAUUAAUUAAUAAUACGUAUCAAAGAAUGACGGAAGGCGUGGUCGCCAUCAAGGACAACAGAAAUGACGAUCAGAAUAAGAAGAAGGCGAAGACGCCAGGCGUUUUCGGCUUCUUCAAAGCUGCAAUGUUCGUAUUGCGCCAUCGUACAAAAGGAAAGCAGAAAGCUGCUCAGGUAAUAACCCAACAGGGAGAUUGGAAGAAGCUGGUGGGUUCUAUGCGCCCUUUGCAUCUGCAGGACAAUAAUAAUAAUACAUUAUAUUGUGCCACGUCACCCUCUGCAGCGAGCCAGUACGCUUCCGCUGACGAUCUCAAAUCACUAGAUCAGUUGGAUACCAUGAGCCAAUACGCUUCAGCAAACGAUCUGAAAUCACUAGAUGCCCUGGCCUCAGCCUCAUCGGGGACCAUGAGCCAGUACGCUUCCGCAAACAAUCUCCAAGACCUCGACGAACAGGAGGAAGAGGAAGAUGAUCCUGACAAAGUCUUCGAUGCUAUUGGCGCUGACGACAUGAUCGAUGCCAAGGCCGAGCUCUUCAUCCUUCAAUUUUACCAACAAAUGAGGCGUCAAAACGUUGAUUCAAUCAGCGGCCAAUUCCAUUAAUUGCAAGGUCAACAUUACGUAAUAAAUAAGGCUAAGGCUAGAUAGCCCCCUAAUUGUCUAGCUAAUUAUAUAGUAUAUGAUGGAUGAGAAGUACAUACCUACUCCACAUUGAUGAUGAAGCUAACCUAUAUACUGUAUUUAUAACAAGACAAGGGGAACGUAACAAUCAUAAUAUUCUAGCCA
Messenger RNA from Solanum stenotomum, 886 nucleotides. RefSeq lists its product as uncharacterized. The record is from RefSeq and is a predicted model, not a curated record. Bases 131 to 703 code for a protein of 190 amino acids. Lineage: Eukaryota; Viridiplantae; Streptophyta; Magnoliopsida; Solanales; Solanaceae. The transcript has a single exon.